Messenger RNA from Triticum dicoccoides, 820 nucleotides. RefSeq lists its product as uncharacterized. The transcript is spliced from 3 exons. Lineage: Eukaryota; Viridiplantae; Streptophyta; Magnoliopsida; Poales; Poaceae. The coding region runs from base 130 to 570 and encodes 146 amino acids. The record is from RefSeq and is a predicted model, not a curated record.
UAUCGAUCUAGGGUUCACGUGAGUGAUCUUACUGUUAUUCGGGCUGUGUAUAAAAAUGCUGCCCUUUUCAGAGAGAAUACUCCAAAUCUAUUGAUUAUAAUUUAGUUGUGGUAUUGAGUUUUACUUAGUAUGAAUACUCACAUAAUGAAUCUAUUAAACGAUCUAAAGGCCACCUAUUCACAUAUUAACUUGUGCCACCGUUGUUUUCUUACUUAUCGUGUCAUUCUUGUUUUUGAGCCUGGCCUGACACAUUCUGUUUCCAAAUAUAUUAUACCUAUCGAAUCAUUUGGUGUCUCAUUAACUGAAGAGCUGAUCAGCCCAAAGUCUAUGGUUAAUGCCAUUCUUGGUAACAUUGGUCUGCCUGAUGCAAAACAAACAAGGACUACAAGAACUACAAUGGACGUGACUGCUUGGCCUCUCGUUUCGAUUAGCCUAUCAUUAAAGUUGGAAACACCAGAAUUGACGCUUGCGUAUGAGUGUGUACAGGCCGAGACAAGCAUUGUAAGGAUCCCAGUUAGAAUGAUGCUUGAUCUCCUGGUAGAGCAUCUUGGGCUUCACAAGGCCAUCUGAGACUCGGGCUCAAUGAGAACACAAUGAGAGUCAUCAUUCUCUCUGACACUGCUGUUCAAGACGACCGGACCUGUCCACCGCGCAUGCCCAUUACUGGUGUAUGAACAUUGCAUCCUUUAAUUUACCCUGUAUAUGAACAUUCCAUUCUUCAAAUAUGUUGUACUAUCAUUCUGGUGGCUAUGGAGAUGUGUUGUACUGUAGUUUUGGUAUCCAUUGAUGAUGUCUUGCUCCGAUUACACUUGAAUCUGUA